Molecule: messenger RNA, 4223 nt
Organism: Polyodon spathula (Mississippi paddlefish)
Lineage: Eukaryota; Metazoa; Chordata; Actinopteri; Acipenseriformes; Polyodontidae
Product: beta-1,3-galactosyltransferase 1
Exons: 3
Coding region: 2036-3019 (327 amino acids)
Cellular component (GO): membrane
Molecular function (GO): N-acetyl-beta-D-glucosaminide beta-(1,3)-galactosyltransferase activity
Source: RefSeq, a predicted model, not a curated record
UUUUGAAAAUGUGACAUCAGUGGGUUCAUUCAAAUCAAUGGACCUGCUUCAAACUUAGUUGUUCUAACUAUACAAGGAAAUAUGGAAUUCAAUUAAAUGAUUUGGAUUACAUACACCACUGACCACUGUUUGUUUUAGAAUGUUUAAUAUGUAAAUAAAUAAACAAAUACACACAUAAAUAAAUAUAAAGACUCUAGAUUAGAAUAGGCAAAAUAGUUUGAUGUUAAUAUAAUAUAUGCCACAUUUUUAGAAUCCAUCACAAAUCUAGAUAAAGAAUACAGUAUAACAGUUGUGUGACAUUAGGAAUGGCACAGUGUUCCAGAUUAAACCUUACGUUACAAUUUCGAGGUUCUUUGUUUUGACACAGAUAUAACAGAUGGAUUAUGUUAGUUAUUGUUUCAGCCAAAUACAGCGCAAUGCAUUGAAAGAAAGUCACUAUGGACAUUGAAGCCUGUGAAUGAACAAUUAGUAAACCGAAGGACACAUUACACAAAUAGAAUGUGUUAUGAAACCCAUUAUUAUGUUACAACUAUAGUAGAUAAAUGGAUGAGUGCAAUUUUAAGUGGGUUCCAGUCCCUUGUGAUGUCAUAUUGUUGAAGAAAAUAAUGUUCUCAACAAUAUGACAUCAUGAUCCACUCUCCUGAGGCAGUACAAAAUAUUCAGUAGUGUAAUUUGCUAUUUUGAUAAUCUAAUUUCACUAUUUUUAAAGGUAUUGUAUGCUUACAUUGUGAGAAGAGUUGCACUUUUAGAAUGCAAACUCUGGUAGCACAAUUUUUUAAUACCUUAGGCAAUGUAAAACAGACCAUCUGUAAAUGAGUUUGGAUAUCUUAUCAAGGCCUAGCAGUCAAGUCAAUGGUUGUGCUUUUGGCAGCCAACAAGAAGAGUCAGACCCAUGGGACAGUAUGGGAAACACUUGAAAUCUUUAAUGGCCCGGUAUACCAUAUUCCAAAUGGACAUUUUUCUUUUAAGGCCAAAGGUUCCAGCAGACAUGCCUUGUGGGAUUGUGCUGGCAGCAGUUAUGCGUGUAGUGCAUUUUAAAAGUCAAUCAAUGGUAACUGUACAUAAAGUUUCUGUUGUCCUCUACAAUGCUCACAGUCCUGUACAUUUCAACUAGCCUUGUAAUAGUUAGGGUCCCAGUGUGGGCAUUUUAUACUAUAUCACUGGCAGUUUGCAGCAAUAAACAAAGAAGGACAAACUAACUUGAUUACACAUUUUCAAGAACUCUGUAAAAUAAUCACAUUCAACUGCAUUUGGAAAGUAAAAGAAACAUAUCGACCAAGCUCAUUUGUGAUGUGUGUACAGAAAUGCCCAGGUGUGGUACUGAAAUUAAGACUGAUAUUGUUGGACAGAUGAUCCACAGAUAGAUACUUAAAACUACCUUUAAUUACUAAACAAAAUUACAGUGGCCUAAAACCAUUAUAAAUAUACAUACGGUAGAAUGGUACCCAAAAUGUAACUGAACAAAGACCUCCAUUCUCAGUGAAUAACGACUUCUCUUGUUUUCACAGAGACAGUCUACCGUGCUGCAUAUAUCAGCCGCAUUUCUUAGACGGAUUGGCUAUGACUCUAAAUGCUGGGGCUCUGAUUGGACAGCUUCCUUGUCAAGCCUAGCCUAUGCUCCGCUGUCCCUAUUGUGUUUCUCUGAGGCGUAUAGCUAGUGCAGAGAAGCUGAUUUGGGUACACUCGUCAGACUCAGAGUCACUGCACUAUUCUCUGCGGGAUGGCUGCAAUAACCAAGCGGACAUAGUUUGAAGAAGGAGGCUGCAGAUCUGGAUAAGAGCCAGACAUUUGGGUUAGCAUUAAAUGGAGAAACAGAUGGAUUCUGAACCUUCAAAGCAUGCCUUUAUGUCAUUAUAAAAAUGACUGUCCUGUAUAUAAAAAAAAACUCCUCAGACCGAACCAUGAACCAUCAUCGUUGUUGGCUUUUAAUGUCAAAUGUUCAGUCUGAACAGCAUAAUGCUGUUUGAAAAAACAUCACUAAUAGGAAGAAAGCUAUUUCAAGUUCAGUCCACUAAACAGAAGUAAAUGCAACAUAAUGCCUUCAAAGGUCUCAUGCUUAUAUGUUUUGACAGUUGUUUGCUGGGCAAGUGCUCUCUGGUACUUAAGUGUAACCCGCCAAUCAUCUUCAUAUGUAGGCCAUACAUCAAUUAGUCAAAGACAGGUAGUGACGAAAAGAAACAUAACUUUCAACAACAUUCGAACUCGCCCUUUGAAUCCGCAUUCCUUUGAAUUUCUCAUAAACGAGCCUAAAAAAUGUGAAGCCAACACUCCCUUUCUGGUUAUCCUCAUUAGCACGACGCACAAAGAGUUUGAUGCCAGGCAAGCCAUCCGAGAGACUUGGGGAGACGAAAAUAAUUGUAAUGACAUCAAAAUCAUCACGUUGUUUCUUCUUGGCCAAAAUACAGACCCUGUUUUAAAUCAAAUGGUAGAACAGGAGAGCCAGAUUUUCCAUGACAUCGUUGUGGAAGACUUUAUAGAUUCUUAUCAUAAUCUUACCCUGAAAACAUUAAUGGGCAUGAGGUGGGUGACCACUUUCUGCCCAAAGGCAAAGUAUGUCAUGAAAACAGACAGUGAUAUUUUUGUAAAUAUGGAUAAUCUGGUCUACAAACUACUGAAGCCAACAACAAAGCCAAGAAGAAGAUACUUCACUGGCUACGUCAUCAAUGGAGGUCCAAUCAGGGAUGUCCGCAGUAAAUGGUACAUGCCCAGGGAUUUAUACCCUGAAAAUAAGUACCCACCCUUCUGUUCCGGCACUGGUUAUGUGUUUUCUACAGAUGUUGCAGAACUCAUUUACAAAACCUCACUUCACACCACGCUGCUCCACCUUGAGGAUGUCUACGUCGGCAUGUGUAUGCGCAAACUGGGCAUCCACCCUUUUCAAAACAGUGGCUUCAACCACUGGAAAAUGGCUUACAGCCUGUGUAGAUACCGAAGAGUUAUCACAGUGCACCAGAUCUCUCCUGAAGAAAUGCAUCGGAUUUGGAACGACAUGUCAAGCAAGAAGCAUCUCAGAUGUUAAUGCUGUACCUGAUGUACAUAUAUACUUAUUUGUUUGAGUUUAAUACUCAAGUAAUAAGAUGGUCCAUCUGGUAAUUUAUACAUGUCACUAUGCAUUUAUAGGUUUUGGACAUUUAUUUUAUCAUAAAGCUGUAUGUGUUUACUGAUAUUUAGCUUUGCAGGGAGUUAAUUAACAGAUGUGGUUCUAUAAGUGCAUGUGUAUGUUUCAAUAAAUACGACACUGAUGUAUAUUUUACAACAUGUUUUUUUUAAUUAUUAUUUAUUAGUGUCUUGAAACUAUUAGUCACUUGGCAAACCAAUAGAAGCCAGCAACACAUAUAUAUAGAUAAGUUGUUGCACAUUGUAUAUCAUUAAACACUAAAGAAGGUUAAAUUAUAAUAUAUAGUCAAGCAGGAAAUAAUGUAAAGCAUUUUGAUUGACAGUGAACUAUUUAUUUGUAGGAGCAACACUCCUAAGCAAAAACUGAAGUUCAUUAUGGUCGAUUGCUGUUCUGCUGCUACUUUGCACCGAAAGCGUUUGUUCAUUGAUUGAUUAUGCUUCAGCUAAUUAAUUGCCAACAAGUACAUGUCUUAAAGAUAUGCAAAGUUAAUUAUAUGUAAAAUUCCUGAAUUCUGAGGCCAGUUUUGAAUGUCUUUAUUAAUUUAAUAUCCCUGUCAUAUGAAAUUGGCUUGGGUGAAUGUAUUGUAAAAAAGAAAAAAAAUCAAAAUCAAAAAAAUGAUUAUGAUCAUCAAUAUAUCUCAGUGUUAAAAAUCAACUGCGUAAAGCUUAUUGAUGCUUGAUGUAAAGGCUGUGUUUUUAUUAUGAUGUAUGUACAGGUCUUUGUAAUUUUUCUUCAACACCAGUAUGUAUUAUUUGGCAUACAUAUCCUGUUGUAAAAGUGAAAUUUACAAUGUUAUUUACAUUCCUAUGUGAAUGUAUUGUUCAUGUGAAUGUGGAGUAUCUAAUGUAUUAACUGCUAAAGAAAUUAUUGUAGAUAAAUAUAUUUUGUAUUACAUGAACCAUAAGACAACAAUUUAAACUGGCCUGAUAAUAUCAGAGCCAAUUUAAUUGAGCUGCUUGUAAUUUAGUUUUUAUUAUGUAGUAUAUGAACUGUUGUGAUUUUACCAUGCAAGCAAAAUUACAUUUUUCCUAUUGCAGAUUAUUGUAAUGUACAGUAUGACACCUUUUUACAUUAAAAUAAACAUUAUUAAACAUUAUGGUGUACU